This is a messenger RNA of Fulvia fulva, 1560 nucleotides long. RefSeq names its product MFS-type transporter oryC. Lineage: Eukaryota; Fungi; Ascomycota; Dothideomycetes; Mycosphaerellales; Mycosphaerellaceae. Gene Ontology annotation, molecular function: carbohydrate:proton symporter activity. The record is from RefSeq and is a predicted model, not a curated record. The coding region runs from base 1 to 1560 and encodes 519 amino acids. The transcript is spliced from 4 exons. Gene Ontology annotation, biological process: transmembrane transport; carbohydrate transport. Gene Ontology annotation, cellular component: membrane.
AUGGGCUUCACAAACUUCUUGGGCGAUAAGAAGUCGCAAGUCGUCGCAUUUUCCUCCUCGGCCAUAGCCCUCUAUGGCUACGAUCAAGGCAUGAUGAGCCUGAUCAACACGAAUAAGAGCUAUCUCCGAACAAUGGGCAUAGCAGAAGAGGAUCCUCAAGUCGGAGUGAUCGUAGCAGUCUAUUACCUAGGCUGCUCCGUCGGCGCUGUGCUCUUUUCCUGGCUUGCAGAUAACUAUGGGCGUAAAAAAGCGCUGUUUGGCUGUCUCGCCAUGGCGAGCUUGGGGAAUCUCAUUAUGUUCAUUGCAGGAUUGAACGGGAUGCCGGGAGCUCUGGCAGUAAUGUACGCAGGAAGAGUUGUUAUGGGACUGGGAGUAGGAGGUGUGGAUAGUGUGGUGCCGGUAUACUCGAGCGAACUCAGCAGCGACGAUGCUCGAGGAAAAGCUCUGGCCCAGGAAUUCCAAGCGAACAUUCUGGGUCUGAACAUUGCGUUCGGCAUCAAUCUCGCUGUGACCAGAGCUCUGGGAAAGCAGAAUCAGUGGGCCUGGCGGAUUCCAAUCAUUGCGAUGCAGGUGUUUCCGGUCGUGUUGAUGGCGUUUAUUGGUGGGCUACCGGAGAGCCCGAGGUGGUGUGUAUUCCACGAGCGGCAGGAAGAUGCGAAGAAGGCACUGAUGCAGUUCGUGGACGAGGAAGAGGCGGAGAAGCAGAGAGAUGAGCUGGUUAAAAGUCACGAGGAGGAGGGUGAUAAUAAGAUUGGCUACACAGAUAUGUUCACGCCGGGACAUGCACAGUUUCAUCCUACGAUCUUGACGAUUAUGGGGCAGGUCAAUCAAGCGUUGACGGGAUAUGGAGCUGUAUCCGUCUACGGACCCCAGAUCUUCGAACUCCUAGGCUACGGGACCCGCACAUCCGAAUAUCUCACCCAAGGGAACUACAUCUCCUACCUUGCACUCAUGACUUUCGCCUGGCUUCUCAUAGACGCCGUCGGCCGUCGUAGCGUCCUCCUGACCGGCUCUGGUACCCUCACAAUCUCCUUCCUCCUCCUUGCCCUCUUCGGCGGACUGGCCUACAACAGCUCAGAGCUCCACAUCCACGUCGACGCCGUGGCCGUCCCUGGUAUCGUCGUUCUUUACAUCGCUACCGGCGCCUUUGGCAUAGGAUGGUUGGUACCGCCGUGGCUGAUCCCAACGGAGAUAUAUCCGACGACGGCCCGCGCUCAAGGCACAGCCGUCUCAGUCAUCAUUUGGGGCCUUGCCAACUUCGCCAUUACGUUGCUCACCCCCAUCAUGUUCAACAACCUAAAAUACUGGAUCUUCUUGGUUUUCGGAGCUACGAACCUGUUCGCAGGGCUGUGGACCUAUUUGUAUUGCCCUGAGACGGGUGGGAGGACGUUUGAGGAGAACCAGGAGUUCUUUGAGGAGGCGAAGAAGGAGAGAAGUUGGAGAGUUAGUAGGAUACGGGAUGGGGAGUUUAGGUUCUUGCCGUAUCCUAAGCCAGAGGGGAAGGACGAUGGUGAGAGUCAGCCGUUGCUGCAGAGGGUUAGAGAUCAGGUAGAGGCGUAG